Molecule: messenger RNA, 2784 nt
Organism: Hemibagrus wyckioides
Lineage: Eukaryota; Metazoa; Chordata; Actinopteri; Siluriformes; Bagridae
Gene: esf1
Product: ESF1, nucleolar pre-rRNA processing protein, homolog (S. cerevisiae)
Exons: 14
Coding region: 141-2576 (811 amino acids)
Biological process (GO): rRNA processing
Cellular component (GO): nucleus
Molecular function (GO): RNA binding
Source: RefSeq, a predicted model, not a curated record
GUGAAAGGGGCGUGGCUUCGGGAGAUGAGAGGAAGUAGUUUUUUCGCAUCACGGGGGAAAAACACGUGUUUCUGGAGGAUAGUGAUCCUGCGUGAUGUGUAAAUACUGAACCGGCUUGCGUCUGUAAACAAAGCGUCGUCAUGUCGUCCAAGAAAGAGAUGAGCGCUGAUGAGCGCUUCGCACGCGUCAAGAAGGACCCCCGCUUCUGGGAGAUGCCGGACAUGGAGCAGAAAGUGCGCAUCGACAAGCGCUUCCAGUCCAUGUUCCACGACGAGCGCUUCAAGCUGAAGUACACGGUGGACAAACGCGGCCGUCCCGUCAACCACACCUCCACCGAGGACCUCAAACGAUUCUACAAACUGUCCGACUCGGAGCAGAGCGACACCGACGCACGGGAGGAGCAACAGGAGAAGAGGAAGAAGAAAAAGAAAAAGAAGGCACAAGCAAAGGAGGAGGAGCUUCAAGAUGAAGGGGAGGAGCUUGGAAAGGGGGAGGGGCCUGUGUCUAAUAAAUCCGUAAAGAAAAAGGCGUUAAAAUCUGGUGUGUGUGAGAAGAUCAGGAAAGCUGAGCCAGUUAAAGGAGUGAGAGUCAUGGAAGAAGAAGAUGAUGAUGAAAUUGAGGAGGAGGAGGAGGAUGAUGAAGAAGAAGAAGAAUACAGCGACACUGAUAAAGGAGUAGGUCUUUCCGCUAGCGAUGAUGAUGAUACUGAUGACGACAAUGAAGAGGAAGAUGGUGAGGAAGAAGAUGAUGAUGAUGAAGGCGAGAGUGAGUCGGAGGACGACAGUGACAGUGGUCCUGAUCUGGCCCGAGGAAAAGGCAACAUCGAGACGAGCUCUGAGGAUGAGGACGAUGAGGAGGAUGAGAGGGAGGAUCUCCUGAUGAAUGAGGAAGAGGAGAUUGAACACAACUGGGGGGAGAUGUGGAAGGACGCUCCACGUGCCGAGGAGGUCAGUUGCAGGUUAGCAGUGUGUAACAUGAACUGGGACCGGAUCAAAGCUAAAGACCUGCUGGCUCUCUUCAGCUCCUUCAAACCUAAAGGAGGAGUGGUGCUGUCUGUCACGAUCUACCCCUCAGAGUUCGGUAAAGAGAGGCUGAAGGCGGAGCAGUCUCAGGGCCCACUGGAGCUCACCAGCCUCCCAGACGACCCAGAGGCAGACACUGAGGAUCAGAGGAUCUAUAGGGAGAAGGUGCGAGAUUAUCAGUUUAAGCGUCUGCGUUAUUACUACGCCGUGGUGGAGUGCGACUCGCCCGAAACCGCCGCCAAGAUCUAUGAGGAGUGCGACGGCUUCGAGUACGAGAGCAGCUGCUCCACGCUGGACCUGCGGUUCAUCCCUGACGACAUGACGUUUGAUGAUGAACCCAAAGACACAGCGACAGAUGUGGAUUUGUCCACCUACAAACCCAAACUCUUCACCUCCACCGCCACCACUACAGCUAAGGUGGAGAUAACAUGGGACGAGACGGAUCACGAUCGCAUCACCACCCUCAGCAAGCAGUUCAACAAGGACGAGCUGCUCAACAUGGACUUCCAGGCCUACCUGGCUUCCUCCAGUGAGGAGGAGGACGAUGAUCAUGAGGUCGAGGCAGAAGAGGUGAAGCCAGUGAACCUUGUGACAGAGAAGAAAGGAGGGAAGAAGGGAAAGAAGGAGGAAGAGCAGAUCGUGAAAUACCGUGAGCUUCUGCAGAACAUCCAGGAUAAAGAAAGGAAGGAGAAGGACAAAGACAUGGAGAUGGAGAUCACAUGGGUGCCAGGAUUAAAGGAGAGCGCUGAGAAACUGGUGAAGAAGAAAAUGGAGGGAAAAGACCAAAUGACUCCAUGGGAGGAGUUUCUGGAGAAGAAAAAGGACAAGAAGAAAGAGAAGAGGAAAGGAAAGAAGGAAGUCGAGGACCAGGAAAAGGUAGCUAUCAGCGAUGAUGAACUUCCACCUGAUGUUGACCUGGACGACCCCUUCUUCUCUGAGGAGCUGGGAGGAUCUACUGGGACAGCACAGAAAGUCAAGAAAUCAAAGAAAAACAAAAAGGGGGAGGAGCAACUAACAGCAGAAGAGGAGGCUGAGCUUGAGAAACGGAAGGCUGAAAUGGCUCUCCUGAUGGACGACGACGAAGACGAGAAACACCGGCAUUUCAACUACGAUCAGAUCGUGGAGCAGCAGAACCUGAGUAAGAAGAAGAGGAAGAAGCUCCUGAAGAACAACGCACUGCUGGAGGAGGACAAAUUCAAGGUGGACUUGCAGGAUCCGCGCUUCCAGGCCAUGUUCACGUCCCACCUGUACAACCUGGAUCCCUCGGACCCGGCAUACAAGAAGACCAGAGGCACUCAGAGCAUCCUGGAGGAGAAACAGAGGCGGCGGGAGGAGCAGCAGCAGCAGCGCAGCCAGCAGGAGGCACUCCAGAAUCAGGAGAAACCCAGCAAGAAAACAGAGGAGAAUCAGAGCAGGGAUGUCGGGGAGACUACGACAGAAUCGACGUCGGCGGCUCCGAGUAAAAACCUGGACCCGAGCCUGUCUUUACUUAUCAAAUCUGUGAAGAAAAAGACCGAGCAAUUCCACGCCCGCAAGAAACAGAGGACGAAAUAGAUCCGGGGCAUUGAUUUGACUGCGUUUUAGUGUAUGUGUUUGGAACUGAAUUUAUACAAUUUCUCAAUUUCUGAUGUAAAGUUAUUUUGUACAGGAGACGUCAUGACCUUAAAACUAUCCCAUAAAACAUUAGUCAUCCGAGAUCUAAAAUAUUUCACUAUUUUUCCCCUUCUUGUUUUAUCAGAAACUUAUCUUUUAAAUAAAUAAA